Alternaria rosae is the source of this 2533-nucleotide messenger RNA. RefSeq lists its product as uncharacterized. Gene Ontology annotation, biological process: regulation of DNA-templated transcription. Lineage: Eukaryota; Fungi; Ascomycota; Dothideomycetes; Pleosporales; Pleosporaceae. The transcript is spliced from 6 exons. Bases 160 to 2247 code for a protein of 695 amino acids. The record is from RefSeq and is a predicted model, not a curated record. Gene Ontology annotation, molecular function: zinc ion binding; DNA-binding transcription factor activity, RNA polymerase II-specific.
UGAUUUGCUUUCGCUUAUAACACUCGUCGACGUUCAAACUCGCUCCUUCGUACCUGAAUUGUCGUACAAAAUAAGGCGAUCAAGCAAAACAAAAGACGGAGCCAAGACUGUUGUACGAGUGCAUAGGCCUAUUACAUACAGGAUACUGAGGAGACUAUCAUGCCCAAAGAGCGCCAGACUUGUACGCGAUGCUCUCAAAGACGGCAGAAGUGCGAUCGGAAGGCACCUUGUACGAGAUGCGUGCAGAACAACGAAGGCCAUCUAUGCACGACCAAAUGGGUCAACGGAUACAACCCAAAUGUCCAUCGCAAAUAUCCCAGGAAGCUCUCGGCAACCGGUUCAAGCGAGACUUCUUCGUCCGGUCCAUCUCCUGAUGCCAAUGCUCAGAUCGCGCUACCCGUGGUCCAUCCACAAACAGCAGGCACUCAAUCGGGUCGGAACGAGCCGCAUGAGGAUGCAGUUUGGCGAACCGGGUUGCCGGACAUCACGAUUAGCGCUAUAUUAAAUGAGAAAGAUUCAGACGCGAAUCAGAGCCUUUUCGACAAGAGCUUCUCCUACGCCCGGUCAAAACGACCGCAACGGGAUGGGCCGAACGGGUCGACCUCUAUUGCGAGCUGCUACUCGAAUGCAGCAAGGACAGUGGAAACACAAUACUUGCAGUCGAUUCUACCGCCGAGAGAAAAGUUAAUGCUCAUUGUGGAGUACUACGCACAGUACAUGAUGUACUGGAAUGGCGGCAUCUAUCAUGCGCCGAGCUUUCGAAAGAGACUGCUUCAGGCUUAUGGCCAGUCGUAUGAGCUUGAUUUGCAGGACCUCGACUGGAAAUGGACAGCACUCUUGUUUGCGAUCCUCUCAUCCAGUAUCAUUGGCUCUUCAGAAACAGUUUCAAUGUCAUGGGGCUUCUCGAUGGAUGACAAAGUCCAGCUAGCACGAUUAUGGGGCGCAGCAUCCAUUUCAUGCUUGAACCUUGGAAAUUAUACAUCGCAAUACAGCAUUCACUCGGUCCAGGCGAUUUAUAUCAUGCAUGCGUAUGAACAUCUAGCUGGCUCAACCAAUCAAUGGAUCGCGCUUCGUGCCGUGGGUGUAGUCGUUGCCAAAGGGCUUGGUUUGCACAAACUUGGGCCCCAUCCGGACGACGCCAUGAUAGCUGAUUUGGACCCAAAACGGAAGGAAGCCUUCAUCGAGCGUGAGAUUGGUCGAAGGGUAUGGUAUGCAGUUGUAUGUCAGGAUUGGUUGUGUUGUACUUCAUCAGCCUCUUACACGUUGACACUUCAAUGGCGGCACUUUACGAGUGCAAGACCACGCGAAUUAGACGAAGAAACCAUGACGCCCGUCACCGAUACAGAAACGCCAACAAUCGUAGGCGUCACAAACUGUUCUUUUGACUGCGCUGCGUUGCUUCUCGAUGUCCACAACGCGAUGGUGGAACUUGAGAGCAAAGACGACACUAUCAAAUACGCCACAAUCCUCAAAUUCGAUGGCGAGAUGCGUGCUUUUUGUGCGGAGAAGUUGCCAAAAUGCUUCUCUCCUCGGACACCGAACAAUCCCAGCUGGCCUCCAUGGGUCUUCUGGGCGAGACGGCUACACCAGGCAUCAACACACCAUAAGAUCAUUAUGAUUCAUCAAAAUUUCUUGAGCAAGAGCUUCAAGGACGUCCGCUACACGUACAGCCGGUGGGCCUGUAUGAGCGCUUCGCAGAGUCUUAUCAAUCUAUACACCACUCGGGAUGCACAAGAGCCGCAAUGGUGGGUUGAGCAAGCCUUCAUCAUCACCGCCGGUAUUUGCCUCAUUUUGGAGCUCUUUCACCGCGCCGAAGCAGAUGCGGAGGCACAAGAGUGUCAACUACAUGUCACGCAGGCCAUCAGGUUCUUGCAGUCGUUCCACACGUCAAGUGUUGCAGUACAUGGCGUACGUCUCCUUAUGUCGCUUAUAGCAGAGUAUGAAAAGAUCAGAGACGGGUCAAACGAAAAGGCCACGCUAUCAGCGGACACAUCAGCCACCCAAACCUGUUCCUAUGAUUCUAGCAACACUGCUGGCAUUCCGACACUGGAGACUGACCGCACAACGCAACAGCUACCUCUAGGUCCUGAGGUUCCGCUGUCGUUUGACGAUCCGACCAUGUGGAACUUCGACAUCGAUACUCUGGGCUUUGAAGACCUGAUGGACUAUCUGCCUUCAGAAGGCUCGUUGAACAAUAACGUCUUCAACGCCAGUAUGUUGUCAGCCAAUGGAUGGCCAAUGUGGUAGCUCUUACCUCACACACCAACAAUCGUUCUUACCAGUUUCGCGCUUGUUCCUUCCGUCACGAAAAGAAAGUGGUCUGACACCAAGGUGGCUCCUCCCUUACUGUACGUUUACAGAACACUCAGUCUGCACAAGUCGCCAACUCAAAACCUGCAUGCUCUCGAAUGAGCAUUUUGACUCGGUUGCGCAGGCCUACUUCAUAAUCGACGCAGAUAUGUCUCAGGACCCCGAACUCGACAAGAUGCUUGUGCUCGAUGCACUGAGUAGCGGCCUCAACAUAUCCAUGACA